GGGGUGGGGGGAGGUCACUUGCAGACAAAGACGGCAGCCUCGGCUGUUGCAGACACGGAGGAGGACACGGAGAAACGGACAACGCAGACAGAGACACAGACAGCGGGGACAGAGACACGGCCGAGCGUAGCGUCAGUCGCGUGUUGUCUGUCUCCGCACCCGGCAGGGCGCGUCCACGCUGCGUUUACAUGAUGCUCACUGCCGAUGGGACGUCGUUAAGUCAGAAUAAUCAAUAACAAUUAAUCAUCUGCCAAAGACGCGGUAAUGAUAUACUCGGGUCACUUGGAAGAUGUGCGUCAUGAAACUGCAAUGAAAAAGCACCAGGGGAGGCAGCUACCACAUCUGCCUCACUGAGGGGGCGUGUCUUGAGCCCACGUGAUUGACGCUCGCUCUCCACGUUAGCUAGCUCCAGCAAAAAAAUUCCAGCGGCUGCAAAAAUGGAAAACGUUAUAUCUAACCUUAAAAAUUUCCAAAAAUUGGACUUUCAAUCAAAGCAGGGAGUGAUAAACAAUGGAAGACCAAUGCCUGAGCUUGAGGAUCUACUUCAAACGAAGGGACAGAAAAUAACACGGUCGUUUCAAAUGGAGUGGUACCAACGAAAAGACUGGCUGUGUGGUUGUGCUACGAGGAAUCGCCUCUACUGCUUUCCCUGCCUUCUGUUCUCCACUACUGACAACGUUUGGACUAACGCGGGAUUUUGUGAUUUGAAAAAUCUACCAAGGAGCCUCAACAAACAUGAAAAAUCGACAACUCACAUUCAAAGCCAAAUUGCUUUAAAAACGUUUGGAGCUUCAAGGAUAGAUCUGGCUUUGAUUGAACAGCGGAGAUUAAAUGUCAGCAUCCACAAUGCUAAGGUAAAGGAAAACCGUGAGGUUUUAAAAGACCUUAUUAAUGCGACCUGCUUCCUAGCCAAACAAGACUUAGCAUUUUGUGGUAACGAUGAGAGUGCAAGCACUUCUAAUCGUGGCAACUUUGUGGAACUAUUACAUGCUUUUGCUGAGAAAGAUGAAAAGUUAGCAAGACAUUUGGAGACAUCCACUGUGUUUUCUGGCUUGUCAAACAGAAUACAGAACGAUUUAAUCGAAGCAGUCGGUGAUGUAAUUAGAAAUGAUAUCAAAGAGGAGAUUCAUGCAGCCCCAUUUGUUGCAGUCGAAGUAGACGAGACAACGGAUGUCACAAACAAAGCCCAGGUCUCUGUAAUGUUGCGUUAUGUCGCUAAAAGUGAGGUGACUUGUGAGGUGAGGGAGGCGUUCUUGGGAUUUGAUGAUGUCGGUGAUGACAGACAAGCACCGGCUAUUGCUGAUUAUGUUUUGGGAGUGUUGGGGAAAUACAAUUGCGUUGAAAAGCUGGUAGCUCAGACUUACGACGGAGCCUCUGUGAUGGCAUCAGAUCUUAAUGAGGUGCAGGCCAAGAUUAAAGAAAAGGUACCUGAAGCCAGGUUUACCCAUUGUUAUGCACACAAAUUGAACCUGGUGCUCUCUCAUUCAGCAAAAUGUAUGCCUGAGUGUAAAACGUUUUUUAAAACAGUUGAGGGACUUGCGAUGUUUUUCAAUAAGUCGACCAAGCGCACCCACCUACUGGACGAUGUUGUGAAGCGACGUUUACCAAGAGCAGCGCCCACGAGAUGGAGCUCAAAUUCUAGACUAGUUCAGACAAUCAGCAUGUACCAAUCUGAUCUGAGUGCUGUGUUCCGGAUUAUGAGCGAAAAUCCCGAUGGUUGGGACAAUGACACCCUGAUGAUGGCCGCCGGAUAUGAUCUCUGGCUGUCAAAAGCAUCAACCUGCUUCUUCAUAAUGACAUAUGAGGGCAUUUUCAAUGAAACCGAUGCACUCUGUCGUGUGCUGCAGAAUAAAGUAAUGGACAUUGGAUUCUGCUGUGCACGAAUCCGCAGCACAAUGGGAGUUGUGGAACGCCAGAGACAAGAGUUUGACAGUUUCUAUGAUCGAUUCGAGCAGAAAUGCGUCACACUUGGCCUGACAGACAAUACCCGAAGUAAACAGCCGAUCAGAAAUGAGAGGAAAAUAAUGUUUCAUAACAUUCUGGACAAUAUCAGUGUUCAAAUGAAAGCUAGGUUUGAUCAUUUCAGUGAGCUAACUUUCCUUGGUUUGGUUGAUUGCACGAAAUUUUAUGAAAUGUCACAACAUUUCGAUGACACCAAACUGCAGAGCCUAUCAAAAUAUGCAAGGUACUUUGACUUUGUUCGACUAAAGGCUGAUCUUAUCGGAUUGUAUAGUUCACAAAUGGUGAGGAACGAAUGCAAAUCACCUGGACAGCUCCUCAGCUUUUUGGCCCAGAAUGAUCUGAUGCAGACGGUUCCCGAGGCGACAAAGUUACUCCAGCUGGUGCUCACUAUACCAGCUACAACAGCGUCCGUUGAAAGGUCGUUCUCUGCUUUGAAACGACUCAAAACAUACAGUCGGAAUCGGACUGACCAAGGACGACAUUCAUCCCUGGCAAUCAUCUCUAUUGAGAUGGAGAGACUUUUAAAACUAAAAGAAAAUAAAGAGGACUUCUACAACAAAGUCACUGACAUAUUUGUCCAGAAGGAAAGGCGAAUGGACUUCGUAAAUAAACAAGUAAAGAUAUCUUCAUAUAUGGAAUGUCGGGUCAUCAAACAAGAAGACGAAGAUAGUCCAUGCUCUGGGAUGUGUCCUGACUUCACUGUUAAAUAUGAAGAUGCUGCUGUUCUAGAAUCAACGAAUGUUCAAGUUGAAGAAACCAGCGAGAGGCCAGAGGAGAUGGGGAAUUCCUGCGGACGUGCCUACACGUCGGACCAGAAUUUCAUUGAGGUGGAGCUGUCGGAGGAGGACAUUGCUGAAGACGAAGCAAAAUAAAUGGAACUCCUGUGCGAGGAGUGCGGGAAGGGAGGAGGAUGCGUCAACGCGAUGAAAGACAAAGCGGAAUGUGCCAGCAAGACCUCGCGAGCCUGCGGGCAGUGCGGGAAGUCGCUCGAAGGCACCACACUGCUCGUGGCGGUCACCUCCGAUGGGAGAAAGCACACGUGCGAAGAUUGUGGAAAGGCAUUUGCAACGUGGUACACCUUAAAAAAACAUUCCAGGGUACACAGCGGAGAAUGGCCACACGUGUGCAUCGAGUGUGGGAAGGGGUUCGCAACUCGCUUUGACUUGGAGAAGCACGCUAAAGUACACACCUGUGAGAAGCUGUACGUGUGCAAGGAGUGCGGGAAGGGCUUUGCAAGCGCGCCCAUUUAGAGGCGCACUCCGUCUCGCACACGGGCGAGUGGCGGCAUGUGUGCAAGGAGUGCGGCAAGGGCUUUGCGCAAUGUUCAGACUGAGAGAGGCACACGAGGACGCAAACGGACGAGAAGCCGCACGUUUGCAAGGAGUGUGGCAAGGAGUUUUCACGGAUCUACACUUUAAAGAGACAUUCGGUAACGCACGCCCUAGAAUGAAACUUUGAAUCGAAUUUUUGUUGGUGUUGAAAGCAAUGGUGAUUGUUUUUUUUAUCCGCUGCUCCUGCCCCAUCGUAUACUCUUAAAUAACAUGUUUAUUAUUAUGCGUCUUUACCAUGGAGAGCCUCACUGAGUCUCAAUAUUUUUGAGGGAUGGUCUUGCUGUUUUUUUCAUAACAUCCUGAUUGAGUAAAUUUGCAAGUCAUUUGUUUUGCAUCUGGAUAUUUAUCCAAUAGUUGUUAUGUUUACAUCGUCUCCUAGCUAUGGGGAGGAAAUAUUGUAACCCAAAGGAAUCCUAUGCGGAACAGUAAAACUAAAUACAAACUCCACCAUAGAAAGGUGGGCAAGCCAGAGAAUCGAAGCUCGGGACAUGAGGCAAAAUCGCUACCACUGCACAAAACCUGUGAAAUGACAGUCGAGCCUACAUGUGGUGUGAGUGGACAGUAAUACUAUAUCUCGGUAUGGUUUCUUCGAUUUGCGUGAGUUCCCUGUUCCGCGUGGUUCAUCUUUCCAUUCGUAGUAAAUAUUAACGCUUGGUUUUGUUCAUGGUUCCUUUAUCAGCGCCUGUCGUUACACGUUUAAAACAAAUCUAGUUUACUUUGGCUUGCAGUGCACUGUGGAAUAAAGCUUCAGAAAUUAAUAAUGUAUGUAUAGUGGAGGUGUCCUCCCUCCCCCCCACAUACGUCAAUUAGAUUGAUAAUUUUUCUUUAAUACGUAGAAUUAUUACCUUAUUUGGUUCAGGCUUCCUUUGUUUCGUUACAAUGAUUUUUUUUAAAAUUCUGAAUAAAAAUUGUUAGUUGAAAAAAACGGUAGGAAAUGCAAGUUUUGUCAUUAGUCCAUUAUACGGACUGUACGGACUGUGUGGUCAACUACGCUUUGGUUUGUACGCAUAGUACGUUCCACCACACGGGAAGGCAAAGGCUCCUACUGCCCCUCCCUCACCCUCCCAGUCACCCCUCCACCCCUCACCACCUCACCUACUGCCCCUCCCUUACCCUCCCAGUCACCCCUCCACCCCUCACGACUUCAUCUACUGCACCUCCCUCACUCUCCCAGUCAUCCCUCAACACCUCACCACCUCACUACUCACCUAUUGCCCCUCCCUGACCAUCCCAUUCACCCCUCAACACGCCACAUGGCGGGCAUAAAUGCCCGUCAUAAUGUCCUGGCAGUGACUCAAAACGCAGACCACGAUGAUGUAUGUGAAAACGGAAUAGGGAAACACGACUUACCAACGAUAUCGCCUUUCAACUCCCCAACCAAACCCCUUUCUGAAUUCUCGUUUCUCCACGCAAAACUGUGGACUGUGGGGGCACUAUCUCUCACACACAAUCGAAAGGUAAAAGAUAGUACUUUCCAACGGCAGCUGUGUUAGUGGAACAAGGUGCAGUGCACGGUGUCAUCUACUACCCAUCAAGAGAGACCCAUUGAAUGGUGGCACCAAAGCAUUUCACUGGCUUUAUGACUUGGGUUGUUGAACGAUAACCGGUAACCGUUUUCAAAAUCGAUCACAGGUUCCGAAAGUUGGGGAGCCAUUAAUCGUUUCUGGUGGGAUAUCUCAUGGAAUUUUAUUAACGAAGGAAUGCACUGAUUUGGUGGUUACAUCACAGAAGGGUCUCUAGCAAAGAAAGCUCUAUAGCAGUGGAUUCUCAACCCUUGUUUGGGUACUGUACCCCCCUUGUUGAAUUUUUUUUCAACCGAGUGCACCCCCCCUUGCCUGACCUAAUGUGGUUCUGAGAAAUAAAUGUGUAGGGGACUGCGAAGAGAAAGUGUUAAAUUGUACAAGUUGAGUGAUUGGGAACAGGUGGCCGAGAGCUGCAUAAAGGAGACAGCGAAAUGUACACGUUGAGAUAUCGUGGGGUGAAGGGCAGUGUCCAAUAGGAGCGGGGCCGAUAGGGUAUAUAAGGAUUAGAGGUCGACCGAAAUUCGGUUUCGCUUUCGGCACCGAAAGUUGGCAAAUGGCCUCUUUCGGCAUACUUUCGGUUUCGGCCGAAAGUAAAUUUUUUACUUUUGGUUUUGGCCGAAAGUAAAUUUUUUACUUUCGGUCUGGUUUCGGUUUCGGCCGAAACUGAUAUUGACUUUCGGUCAUCAUUCGUAAACCGAAGAUCUAUUUUUAGAAUAUAACGCUAGUGCUACAUCUAUCACUGCCUAUCGGCUGGUCAGUCGGCGCUAGGCAAUCCUAUGUAAUAGGCUGUAAACACACACGUCAGCAGCAGCAGCUUGGGAGCGAGGUUACAGCCGGAACCAUGGUCUGCUAAUGUAUAUACGACCGGUUAACAGACGGCAGCCUGUCUGGCUGAAUGCGGAAAAACUGUUGUUUCUUAACUACAACAUUCGUUUGUUUGGAUAUAAUUACUAAGUAAGGAACACCUAAAGAUUUGAUAUUUAGUGACUCUUACUGCAGGCUCUGAAUGAUUAGUUCUAGAUUUCUUUUUAAUUAAAGUAGCAUUGCAUCAUGACAUAUUUCAUAAAUGUUGUGUUCGGUAACUUCGGUUAUAUACCUUUAGGUCUCGGUCGAAAGUGUAGUUAAAGUUUCGGCUUCGGUUUCGGCCGAAAGUGUAGUUAAACUUUCGGUUUCGGCCGAAAGUGAAGUUAAAGUUUCGGCUUCGGUUUCGGCCGAAACCAGAAAUUCUAUUUCGGUCAGCCUCUAAUAAGGAUAUAAGGAGAGUGAGGCCAGCAGUCUGGGUGCUUGCCUAGGGACCUACAAGCUACAAGGUGGAAGACAUCAGGGCUGACUGUUCACGGAGUGACGAGGUGGAAACCAUCGGACCUGACUGAUCACGGAGUUCUAAAUACAAUAUUCUUUAGAAAUAAAGACUUCACCUUUUUAAAAUGGACGUCUCCAAGGAGCUUAUUUAAAAAUGUAUAGAUUAUGAACAUUAAUAUAUUAACCAAUUAUCCAUUUCGUGAGG
Lethenteron reissneri (Far Eastern brook lamprey) is the source of this 6323-nucleotide messenger RNA. RefSeq names its product zinc finger MYM-type protein 1-like. NCBI's taxonomy places the organism in Eukaryota, Metazoa, Chordata, Hyperoartia, Petromyzontiformes, Petromyzontidae. The record is from RefSeq and is a predicted model, not a curated record. Gene Ontology annotation, molecular function: protein dimerization activity.